Molecule: messenger RNA, 3140 nt
Organism: Rotaria sordida
Lineage: Eukaryota; Metazoa; Rotifera; Eurotatoria; Philodinida; Philodinidae
Source: the annotation of a GenBank genome assembly
AUCAACGUGUAAAGAUUAUGUCUGAAAUAAUUAAAUCAAUGCGUAUCGUCAAAAUGUAUUGUUGGGAAAUGGCAUUUGAUAAAAAAAUUCGUCAUGUGAGAAGACGUGAAAUUAUUCAAUAUAUGUGUAGUUUAAUGUUCGAAUGUGCUCAACUGCUCUUUUCACAUACAUACAUCAAUGUAACAUUUCUGAUGAUGUAUGGAACAAUGUGGUGGUUCAAUAUUCGAUUUGAUAUACGUUUCUUUGCAAUUGCAUCCUGUCUGCUUGGUCAAAUGAGAUUAAGUGUUGUCGAAUUUUUUAAUAAUGCUACAUUUCUUUUACUUGACGAAUCCGAACGAGACAAUCGAUUAUUGUCUCGAUCACAUUCAGAACUUGCGUGUAUCGAAAAAAUUGAACCGACAAUAGUGAAAAAUAUUCAAACACAAUCACCAAAAGUUAUAUGCAAUUUGAAACGAGCACAGUGGGAAAAGAGUUCUCUUUUGCAAACACUCACUGGUGAAAUUACAAUUUUUGAUGGAAAAGUUCGAAUGCAUGGUUCAUUCUGUUAUGUACCACAAGAAUCAUGGAUAUUUUCUUCAACUAUUAAAACAAAUAUUCUCUUCGGCAAAGCAUAUGAUCAUAAUUUAUUUCGAAAUGUUGUUAAAGCAACUGCGCUCGAUAUAGAUUUUGCUCAAUUACCUAAUGAAGAAAAUACUCUUGUUGGUGAUCAAGGUGUUAUGUUGUCUGGAGGUCAAAAGGCACGUGUUAAUAUGGCUCGAGCACUCUAUCGUAACGCAGAUAUCUAUCUUCUGGAUGAUCCUUUAUCUGCUGUCGAUGUCAAAGUAGCUAAACAUCUCUUUGAAAGAUCUAUCAAAAACUAUCUUGCGAAUAAGAUUUGUAUAUUGGUUACACAUCAAAUUCAAUUUUUGCAAGAUGCAACAAAAAUUAUUGUACUUAACAAUGGUGAAAUGGUACAAAUUGGUACUUAUACUGAUUUGCUUGAUUCAUCAACAUCAUUUGCUCCUUUACUUGAUGAUAUUCAUCAAUUUGAACAACAACAUUCUAUCGAACUUCAUCAACAACAAUCAAUUAUUAGUUCGACAUGUUCGAAUGUUGAUGAAGAAAUGUUGACAUUUUCGAAAAAUGUUGAAACAAAACAAAAGGGUGCAGUCAAAUGGCAUGUGUAUAUUGUAUAUUUAAAAGCUGGUGUUGGUAUUAUUAUGGGUUUGUUCAUCGUCAUAAUUCUAUCAUCUGUACGAGAAGCAACAUCGAUAUUUAGUAAUUGGUGGUUAGCAAAAUGGAAUGAUGAUGAAAGUUAUCGAUAUCGAAUUUCAAACAAUUGUACAAGUAUUCAAAAUAAUAAUAAUAAUACUGUAUGGUCGAUGAGUAAUGCAGAAUGGAAUAAUUAUCGAAAUCGACGAUUCUAUAUCUAUUGUGUAAUCAUAUUUAUUUUUGUGCUUAUGACUCUUUUCCGUUCAAUUAUCACUAAAUUCAUGUUUUUAAAUGCUAGUCGAGUACUUCAUAAUAAAAUGUUUCAGCGAUUGAUUCGAUGUCCUAUUGCUUUCUUCGACACAAAUCCCGUUGGACGAAUAUUGAACCGUUUUAUUAAAGAUGUGGCUACCAUGGAUGAUCAACUACCAGUCGAUAUAUAUGAUUUUCUCAACGUACGUAAAUCAUUAAAGUCUCUCAUUUGUUUACAUUGUUCUGCUAUUCAGUGUUGCUUUCGAGUUCUAGGCACAGUAGUCCUAGUUGGUAUGAUUAAUCCAUGGUCAUUUAUACCAGCGUUGAUAUCACUCAUUGGUUUAUUAUUUGUACGUUACCAUUUUGCACCAUGUUCUCGUGAUUUAAGACGACUUGAAAGUAUUACACGUAGUCCUAUCUAUUCUUAUUUGACAUCGACUAUUCAUGGUCUUAAAGUAAUUCGAUCCUAUUAUGCAGAAAAUAUGUGUUCGAUUGAAUUUUUCUCUCAUCUCAAUGAUAAUACACGAGCAAACUAUCUUAUCUAUACAACCAAUCGUUGGGUUGCACUUCGCUUCGAUCGUGUUGCACUUAAUUUCAUUGCUCUAGUUACAAUUCUCUCGAUGAUUCUACGCGUCAUUGAAUAUCAAUAUUUUUCAACUGCUGAUAUUGCCGUAACACUCGCAUAUAGUCUCAGUCUAAUGGGACUUCUACAAUUGACGAUUAGAUUGUCAAUCGAUUUGGAAACAAGAAUGACAUCGAUAGAACGUAUACUCGACUACUGUUCCCUUGACGAAGAGCCUCCAGCUCAAGUUCCACGAAAUCGUCGACCACCGUCAAAUUGGCCAUCACAUGGUAGAAUCGUAUUCGAUAAUGUUUCUAUGUCUCACUCGUCUGAUAAUCAGUCGUUACUUGCUCUACGUCACAUUUCGAUGACAAUUGAAGCUGGUGAAAAAGUGGGCAUUGUCGGAAGAACAGGUGCUGGAAAGAGUUCAUUGAUUCAAACAUUAUUUCGCAUGGGAAUACUUGUUAAUGGUCAAAUCAAAAUCGACAAUAUUGAUAUUGCAUCAAUUGGCUUGGAUGAUGUUCGACGUCGAAUUUCCAUUAUUCCACAAGAUCCUGUUCUUUUUACGGGUACUAUGCGAAGUAAUCUUGAUCAAUUCAACGAAUAUUCUGAUGGUGAAAUUUGGCAUGCACUUGAACAGGUACAAUUGAAAACAUUAGUUGCCGACAAAAUGCCGAAUGGACUUCAUUCCAUAGUGAGUGAAGGUGGUUCAAAUUUGAGUGUUGGGCAAAAACAACUUGUAUGUUUGGCAAGAGCUAUUUUAAAAAUGAGUAAAAUUCUUCUCAUUGAUGAAGCUACUGCUAAUGUCGACAAUGUCACUGAUGAAUUGAUUCAACAAGCUAUUCGUGAAAAAUUCAAAGAAUGUACAGUUCUUACUGUAGCUCAUCGUUUACGAACAGUGAUCGAUAGUGAUCGUAUUCUGGUACUUGGUAAUGGAGAAUUACUCGAAUUCGAUUCACCCAAAGUUCUUCUCUCAAAUUCUACUUCUCAUUUUGCUUUACUCGUCGAACAAACAGGUGUAGCUGAGGCUGAAUAUCUUCGAAUGUUAGCAAAUCUGAAAUCAACAAGAGGCAACCAUCACAAUCUUGAUCAAGAACCAUUACCGGAUAGCAAAGAAACUGAUCCUCUCCUAACAUAG